Strongylocentrotus purpuratus (purple sea urchin) is the source of this 4734-nucleotide messenger RNA. RefSeq lists its product as uncharacterized. Lineage: Eukaryota; Metazoa; Echinodermata; Echinoidea; Camarodonta; Strongylocentrotidae. The record is from RefSeq and is a predicted model, not a curated record. The transcript has 17 exons. The coding region runs from base 104 to 3112 and encodes 1002 amino acids.
GAAGAAUUGAAAUCAAAUCAAAUAAAACAUGAAUGUAUAUAUCUAUAGAUAUAGAGGAAAUAAGUUGAUGCCUUCAACUGAUUAGUUCAGAGGAUAAUCCAAGAUGCCUAUCACAAAGAUUCCCAUAGUGCACAAGUUUGGCAUCAUCUCCCAGAGUCAAAGAGAUGAACUGCAAGGACGAUUGCUACAACAGAGUGUCUACCAGGUCUCAAAAACUUCACACAUUCCUCAGACAACAAGAAAUCCAUUAGAGCUCACAGAAUCUUUCAUCCAGCAGUUUAACAACCCAUCAAACCUUGACGAAAAAGACAAGAAUGAAGACCUGGCAUUAAAACUACUCACUAGAAUCAAGAGAAGAGCAGGUCUCAAAGAUGGUGGGAGAGGUAGCCAUGUAGACAUCCCGAGGGCAUGGUCAGAGUUGUCCAUGUUGGCACAGUGUCGAGGGAAGGUACAGGAAGAAUGCCUGGAUGCACUGAUCGUUUCUCUGAGACAAGCAGAGUUUUCACUAGAUCACAUACCCAGUCUCUUUUAUUUAGCCGAGACCACCCUUUACUGGCUGAGAACAGAUGCUAUGGAUCAGCCAUUCCUCAGGAUUGGAGAAAUCAAACUACUCAAGAUGGGUCAGGCAGUGUUCUUGAGGUUGUUUUACCAUCAUAUGGCAGGCCACCUGCAGGGAAGGUCGAAAUUCAAGACCAGACUCCUCACAUACUUAUCAGGGUUUGCAGAAAAUGAAGAGGCCUAUAGUCCCUACCCUGGUGCACAUCUGUGUCUGAGAUUGAUAGCUUCCAUCGGCAAGAUGAUCCUAGGUGAGGUGAUGAUGGAUGAACUCAAGAAACAUCCUGAAGAACUUAGAAGAGAUCUUUCUGAUGUCCAAGAACACCCCAAGGAUUAUCUUCCAGAAGCAGAAAUCAAACACACAUAUGCCACAUCAAGCCCACCCAACUCUAUAGCCCACCCGGAUGUCCCCAGGAGCACCCCAGUUAGGGACCCUUCCAAGAUCCCACCCCUCCCCCAACCCAUCAGCCAACCCACCUCUCGCCCAAACACCCACCAGCGAUCCCGACCGAACACCCAGCCCACCCCAGCGCCCAUGCAGCAAGCUCCUCGUCGACCAGAUACGUAUACCAGUAGUAUCCAUGACCUGAGCCCAAGUCUCUGGCAUGCUCUAGAUGUGUGGCGCUGUACGGUUCAUCUCAGUGCUGGUUUCCCUGAAGCAGUCAAAGCUUUAUCACUAUGUGGGACUACACUAGGCUCAGAACAUUGGGUGGAUGCAGUGUGUGCCCUCUUCAUCAUUUCAGAAGCUGCAAAGGGCAAUAUGAAAGUGAUGAAAACACUUCAAAACCUAGCCAAGGGUAUGGUCCCUGAAACCUCCGCUCCAGGAGAUCCUACACGACACACAACACCAGGCAGUAGAGCCAGUCAGGCUCAUCGCUUUGAGAAUCUUGGGGAAGAGGUUGACCUGGAUGGUUUCAGCGAUUCAGAGGGGUCAGAAGAGGGAAGUCAUAUUAGCUCAAAAGGAAGUUUGAGUGACAAUCAAUCAGUUGAGAUCAGACUCACCGAGAUGCUGGACUCAAAGAUGGAGCUACGCAGUGAUUCAAAGUCUAAGAAAUUUAGUCUAGAUUCUGACAUGUCUUUGGGACUGAAGCAACCCAGUAAUCUCAGUAGCAACUCACUUCUCAAGUCAACGAGCCUCAGAAAUACUUCUGUAGCUGUUAACAUUGACAGUCCACAAGACAAGAGAGCAGCCUCUCUUAGUGACCGGAGCACAGCCCUGAAAGGAUCCGGGAGCAGUGUACAGAGCGUCCCUGAUGUCAGCAGCCGUGAAAGCCAACUGGAUUCUGCCGGAGCCCUGCUAGGUAACCAUGUGUACUCCCAGUCCCCAGUGAUGGAGGAAGAUGAGGAUGCAGACAGUGAUCUCAUGCCUGGUGAUGAGAGCGAGGUCGAGAUGAGACGGGUGGAUGUCACCAAGCCCUUUGAUGAUGAAGCCACUAUCCUGCAGGAUGAGGUCUCCGGAGGCCUGAGGAUCAGGAGAGAGGUUAGUUUUGAUAUCGACAUCGUUGGAGAGGAGCUGAUAGAGAAGCGGAUACCGGCUCAGAAGAAGGCACUUCAACAGCAGCACAUACACAGUGAGAAGGCUGUUGGUGUUGGAGCAAAUAAGGUGUCCAAGCAAGCAGGAGAGAAACCUGAAGGAAAGCUGACUCCACUAUUAAGAAGGCUUAAAGCUAAUAUGGUAUCCGAUCUUGAUGGCAUCAACGGCUGGCCCUGGGAGGUGGCCUUUGCCUACACUGACCUCAUGGGUCAUUUAUGUCUCCAUGGCAACACAUCAAACAUUCAGAAAAGAGCAUUGGUUGGAGAUCGUAAGCCAGACUACCGGAGUGCCCCUACCAUGACCUCUAUGAAACUCAGUGGGCUGGAGAGCGCAGGCCUACUGGACAUGGCUGAGUAUGAGAAUCUUCCUGACGAUGACUUAGGUCUCACCGUAGACUGGUCAUGGAGGGUUCGCUAUGCAGCAAUUCUAGCUCUGGUGAAACUCAGUCGAUGUCUGGAAGGGGAUACAACCAAAGAGGGGCUGCGCACAACAGCCUGGAACUUCUUGAUGAUAAGACACAGCAAGGAGAGGGAUGACAGGGUCAUGGAAGCAUUCAGAGUGGGACAGGUUGAUGCCCACCUUGAGAAAGAAAUGCAAAAAUGCCCCUCCAAACAUAGCUUGAAUUCUCGCCUAGCUGCUGGCCUAGCCUCGACCUAUCUACCACCCCUGGCUCCUGUAGCUCAAAGACCCAGGAAACCACAACAUAACAAAGUAGAGCUGCCUAAACCAAUGGAACCCAUCAGGAAAGGACCAAAUAGGCUCUCACUCAGACAAGAGCUUCAGGUGGCAACAGCCUUUCAGGACCAAGAUCCUCAAGUUGGGCUUUAUUCUAGGACCAACAUGGACCUCAAGAGGAUCGUUGAAGACCAGUGGAGGAAGGAGCUACAAGAUCAGUUGGAAGACGAUGAGAAGGAGAAGAGGGAGUACUUGAAAGAACAACAAGCUAAUUUGGAGAUAAGGCAGAGAGAAGUGGCUGAAAUCAAGUCCAGCAAGUUUCUUGGCUCCACAGCACCACGAGUUUAGAUAUGGAUGAGAACAUUGCACACGUCAUCCUCAGUACCAUGCCAUUGUUGUGAAUAAGUCAAAGAGAUUUAACAAUUAAAGGAGAAAGGCCAGCAAGUUCCUUGGUUUUACAACACCACCAGUGGAAUGAUGGAUGAGAAUUUUGUAAAUGUUCUCUCUGUACCACAGCAUCAGUGUAAAAGAGACAAAGAGGUAAAGACAGAGAGGGUUCAGCAGAUUCUGUAGUACUGCAACACCACCAACAUCUUCCUUUGAUAGUACUACAUUAUCAAAUGAGACAAUUUCAACAGAUUUAACAUUGAGAAUAGCCAGCACGUUCCUUGAUACCACAACACUAGUAGUGUAGUGAUAUAUAUAAGAAUAUUGCAAACAUCUUUGCCAGUACAACAACACUGAUGGAAACGAGUCGAAGUGGUGUAACAUAGAGACAGCCGCAAGGUCUUGGGCACCACCACAGUACUGCCAGUGUGAGGCUGAAGGGAACAAUGUCAACAUCUUUCUUUACAAUGUACUUCAAUACCAUGUUGCAUGCAGAUGAGAUGCAACAUCAGGAAUAGCCAGGUAAUGGUGUGAGAAAAAGAGAUUUGGCAUCGAUCAGAGUUAAAGCUGAGUGAGAUUGCACUGGUCACUUUAGAAAAAAGGCAAGCAAGUUCCAUAGCAUUACACCAGUAUCAUUUUAACGACGGUUGGAGGAAAGGGAACAAACUUCUUAGAGCUACUACACAAUCAGUGUCAAAAAUAAGAAGGCAGAAAUUAGGGAAACAAGUUCCUCCACUCUUUGCCAACACAAAUAGAAUCUCAUUAAUAUCUAACCUUACAUGAAUCCUUGCAAUUUUAAAAUGUAUGACUCCCCGAGAAUCCAAUGUAGUAUUGCCUAUACAUUGCUGAUGAGAUCUGACUGAUCUAUAUGGUGACACAAUGUCAAGCCACUUUAUAUGCUCUGCAGGCUACAAGAUGGUGCUGCUUUAAUUUUGUGCCGUCUGGUGUGUUUUGAAGUAUUAAGCAUUUUUAGCAUCCUUGAAAAUGCAAUAAAGCAAAGAAAAUUAUAUUUUUCAAAGCAAGAAUUAAGCUUCAAUUUCAAUUUAGUAUGAAUGGCAGACCUACACAUACAUGUAUGUCUCGAGUUGAUACGAGCUACAGUAUCGUCUUUCCCAUAUUUCAUGUUCAAAGUAUAAUACAUUCCGUCCAAAAUGUUGUUUCAAGUUGUUACCUAUAGAGACCUUCACAAGUGGCUUAAUCUUUCAACUUUUUUCUAAUGAUGCACAUUUUAAAAGACACUAGGGAAACCGAUUUAGUAAUUAACAUAUAUCAGGUUAUAUGUUAUUAUGUUAGAAUUCAUGGAAUGUAGUGCUUUUCUUUCAUUGACUGUGAAUGGCAAGACAUUUGACUGGUUCUGUGUUCAAAAUGAUGAAUUCUGAAUAUCCGUCCAAAGACAACCACCUUGAUUUCUAUAUUCAAUUGUACAAAGAUUUCUAUAUUAAGUUAUAUGAAUUAUAUCAAUGUGUAAAUAAAGAUCAAAAUAAAAUGUAUAUGCCUAUACUCUAUCAGUCUGUAUGAUUGGUGUAUGCUUACAAGUUGAUAUUGAGAUGAGGAAACAUGUUCAUUAAAGGUCACUAAAUUUA